Hypomesus transpacificus is the source of this 1822-nucleotide messenger RNA. RefSeq names its product DPY30 domain containing 2 (gene dydc2). The record is from RefSeq and is a predicted model, not a curated record. Gene Ontology annotation, cellular component: Set1C/COMPASS complex. NCBI's taxonomy places the organism in Eukaryota, Metazoa, Chordata, Actinopteri, Osmeriformes, Osmeridae. The transcript is spliced from 9 exons. Bases 306 to 1376 code for a protein of 356 amino acids.
ACUGCAGUCCGACUCUAGACAGUGUGACCAGCAAUCACAGAUUUCUUUGAACGCAGCCCGAAGAAUGAUUCGCAGCCGAAACAAAAUAAAACUUGAUGCAUCAUUUUGUUAUUUACACAAAAAAAAUCUUCGAGGUUUGAAGAAUGAUCCUGAACCUUGGUCUUGGAUUGUGUUUCAAUUCAAGAUGGAACUUUGUCGUUUGGAACAAACAGAGGGACCAGUCUUAAAGUGACACUGUUACCAUGGGGAUUCAACACAUUUCCGGAUGCAUUUAGUACUGAAGUGAAGGGAAAAUACUGCCAAAUAUGGACUCUGAAUACUUGAAAAAGGGCAUGGGAAAAUGUCUCACGGAGGGGUUAGCCGAAGUGUCCGAGCAGCGCCCGAUGGAUCCAAUCGAGUUUCUAGCCCACUGGAUUUACAAGUACAAAGAAAACAUGGAUUAUGAGGAGAAAAAAAAGGCACACCAGAGACUACUGGAGCAAGAGCAGGAGAAAGCCAGGAAAGAACAUUUAUACCUGAAGCAAAUGAAGGAGGAGGAGGACAAGAUCAGGGAGUCGCUGGAGGAAUCCAAACCACCAGAGGGACUGAUUGCAACACCUCUCUCGGAUCCUUUACCAGAGAGGCCGAAGACAUCCAACAGCCCUAAGCUUGCUGCAGUGGUGGAGGGGGACAACACUUUCAGAACAGGAUUCAAAGAUGGACCUGAUCAACCCCAUCAUCAGAUCUCUCAGGGCGUUGGCGAUGCGAAUGAGCCUCAUGAUUCAGACAUACCCAUCAUCGCCCCUCUGCAAACCAAACAGGAAACAGAGGAAAUCCAAAACAAAGUAUUGGAGGAUAUCACAGUAGAGGAGGGGAAAGUCGCAGAUGAUGUAACAGCUCCAGCCCUCACAGAUCCAACUCUGGCAGAGCCAGAGGAGAGAGACUCUGCCCCUGUCGAUCCCCUCAGAUCCCAGGUCAAAGACUCUGAAGAGAUGCCUGUGGAGAAAACUAAAGUAGAGUCAGAGUACACCGAUGACCAAGAUGGAGAAAAGAUGACUCAUAAACCUAAGGCCAGUGAACCUGAUGAAUCCACACAAGGUUUGUCACUUUCAGGAAAAAAGAGCGGUGAAGUCAAACCAGAUGAAAUUCUAUCUGAGGAGCCACAAAAAGAAGAGAAAAGUAUUUCACCUAAUCACCUGGACAAAGAUAAGGAGCCAGACAAAGCAGAGACUAGUGGGGCAGCAGAUGACACUGCAACUGCGGAGAGCAGUGAUCUUAAAUCAAACGUCACACCAAUUGUGGAGGGGACGGUGACAUCAGAGGGGGUACUUGAAAACUCGGCUCCUGUUGAUGAAGUCCAGGUGACAGUAUCUGAAAGUGCCUUUGAGAUUAUUUAGUGUUGCACAAACAGAAUGGCUGUAUGACACUAGUUAAAAUGUCAAAUAUUCACUGAGCCUUUUUCUUUUUCAGGAAGAAGAGGCAUAACAGUGCUGAUGAAUAUCAUUCUACAUAACAUGAGAGUUGUUUAUUACAGAUAGUGUGUACUCAACCAUAAAUGUGUUCAAUAUAUGAUGUAAACUGAAUUGGACCACUGAUGUAAUUUUGUAAUCGUAACUGAUUAUCCUGUAGCACAAUGGUAACAGCUUUGUUUUUAAUCAAAGAUAAAUUAACGGAGUAGGCCUAUAUCUGUUUCGCCUCUUGAGCUUUUUUUUAUGUAGCCUAAUGUCCCACUUAUUGUGAUUAUAGAACAUAGAAAACAAAUGAUAAAACCAGCAAGCUCAGACAUCAUCAUCCGAAUGAUAACCUUGAUGAUGGCGCCACACUGAUAAGCCACAUCUGAGGG